Molecule: messenger RNA, 1703 nt
Organism: Euleptes europaea (tarantolino)
Lineage: Eukaryota; Metazoa; Chordata; Lepidosauria; Squamata; Sphaerodactylidae
Gene: AATF
Product: apoptosis antagonizing transcription factor
Exons: 12
Coding region: 6-1703 (565 amino acids)
Biological process (GO): regulation of transcription by RNA polymerase II
Cellular component (GO): nucleus; nucleolus
Source: RefSeq, a predicted model, not a curated record
GCAAGAUGGCGGCGCCCAUCGCGCAGGAGCUGGAGCGCCUGCUGAACCCGCUGCCCGGCGCUCUGGGGGACCCGGAGGACGACCCCGAGGAUGCCACUGCAGCCAGAGUCAUUGAGAAAUUUGACGAAGGAGACCCUGAAGAUGGCCUUCCUGCUGUUGGCCUCAUACGGAAAGGCAUCUCCUCCAGCCUCCUGGAUGACAAUGAGCGAUACCGUGGGCAGGCUACGUCUCGCCAAGUCUUGGAAGACCAGCUCUGGGGAGAACCACAGCCAGCAGGUGAGGAAUUGCAAUCUGCUGAAGAGGAAACCGAGGAAAGUGACCUUAACGGUGAAUCCUUGGAGGAGGAACUGAACGAUGAAGACCCAGACAUGGAGGAGGAGGAAGCUCCAGGCAGCGUUGACAGUGGCAAGGAGGACGAGAGAGAUCCCUCCGUGAACCUGAAGAAAGUAGCGUUCUGUUUCCCGACUAUUGUUGAUUUUGAGAAGUUCGCUGAGGGGAUGGAUGAAAUUGAGAAUGAGGAUGAGGAAGAUGGCAUGGAAGAAGGCAGUGGCGAUGAAACCAUUUCUGAGGAAGGCUCUGAAGCUGAGGACGAGGCGGCGGGUGCAGAAGAGAGCAAGGAGGACACCACGCUUUUGACGUUCUCUGAAGACAAAGUGGCUGACGAAGUAGAGAAGGGGAGAGCUGUGAAAAAUCAGAUAGCGCUGUGGGACCAGCUUUUGGAAGGGCGGAUCAAGCUGCAGAAGGCCCUCGUGACCGCGAACCAGCUUCCGCAGCCAGAUAUCUUCCCCGAGUUUAAGAAGAGAGGGGGGCCGGAGCUUGCCAGGGCGCUUAAAGACAAUCACAAAGCCCUAAAGGCUUUGCUGAGAUCACUGGUAGACCUUCAGGACGAACUCCUCUAUCAGUAUUCAGGCACGAGUCAUCUGGUCAUUGGCGGGCAAUCCAUGGAAGAAGAGAGUACCGAAGAGAUCCCGAGUGGGAGCGAUGGAGAAGGCGAAGGGGAGGGCGUGAUGAGGAAGAGGCUGCCGAAACGGCCGCUCAAGCGGAAGCUUGAGAUGGACGAAUACCCGGAGUUUGCGGCCAAGCGGUUUGCCGACUUCCGGGCCUAUCGGAACAGCACCUUGCAGAAGUGGCACGACAAGACCAAGCUGGCCUCUGGCAAACUGGGCAAGGGUUUUGGUGCCUUUGAGCGUUCAAUCUUGACUCAGAUUGAUCAUAUUCUGAUGGACAAAGAGAGAUUACUCCGGCGGACGCAGACCAAGCGCUCAGUCUACAGGGUUCUGGGGAAGCCCUCGCAGGAGCUGGAGCCACUUCCAGAAGCUUUGCCGGGACAUAUGGAGGCCCUUCCAGUAGCUGAAGCUAACACACAUCUCAAAGACCUGGAUGAAGAGAUCUUUGAUGACGACGACUUUUACCAUCAGCUCCUCCGUGAACUUAUUGAACGUAAAACCAGCUCCUUGGACCCAAAUGAUCAAGUAGCGAUGGGCAGGCAAUGGCUGGCUAUCCAGAAAUUGCGGAGCAAAAUCCGGAAGAAGGUGGACCGAAAGGCCAGCAAGGGAAGGAAAAUCCGGUAUCACGUCCACAGCAAGCUGGUGAGCUUCAUGGCGCCCAUUGACCACUGCACAAUGAAUGACGAUGCCAGAACUGAGCUUUAUCGAUCAUUAUUCGGCAAAAGAGCUAAUCUUGAACGAGAUGACCAACCUUAG